AUGCGCACUGUCACCAUCGCCCUUCUUUGCUUUCUCUUGCUAGUAGCCCUCGACAUCGGCCGCGUCGUCGCAUCAUCUGAGUUCUUUCCGCUUGUUGUUCGCAGCCUCCAAAUCGCUGUCUCAUACCUAUACUGGGAGAUUUGCUGGGAAGUCUACUAUCAGUGCACCCACAACUUCGAAGGAGUUCCCCUCUACCUCCGCUUCAUCACUUCUCAUCUGCGCCCUCAUUCCGAGGCCGACCAAGACGACCUCCAUGAUCCUGCCGAAAAGGGACAAUCGCAAGAGACGAAGCUCCCUGUCACUCCCACCAUCGCUCACAUCACACCGCCGCCCGUCGCACUACCACCUGCCAAGCCAGCGCCUCCCUCAUACCCACCACCGUUCGAGUACCCCUUCACCAACUUCCGCGGCACCGGUGAGUCGUUCGCACACUCCGAUCGACGCAACCCGACACACUAUUCCGUUCUUCAACUGCCGACUUCUUGGGGCAAUACCCGUCGCAAAGAACGCGAUUACUGGCGGUCUGCACCUAGGCAACCAUCACCUGCCUAUAGGUCUACCGAGCACGAGAAGGUCGCCGCGGCACCUACCAUACCGAAGCCAGAAGUUCCUCAGUCCACUACCAGGUCGAAAACUACUAUCACGAAGGAUCACGUAGUCAUCGCGCCUGCCCAUAAGGUUGUCGAGCUACCUCCGAUAUACACUCUUACCCAACCCCCACCUACCCUCCCAUCAGCUCCCUCGAUCGACCCUCAGCUAAAGGCUUUGCGAGAUGUGGAGGAUAAGAAGCAUCUGGUUGUUGCUGAGAUGAAGUCCUUCCUAAGUACCAUCGCCUCCCGCGUCAAGUACGCAAGAUCUCCAGCACCCAAGAUGGGGACGCUGUCCGCCAUCCCCACCACCACUGUGUACCUCCCCGCCCCCGUCAUCCCGACGGCUCCGCAGCCGCAAAAGGCACCGAGUACCUCCGCGCCUAUCCAACAGACACCUCCCCAGCAGCCGAUAGUGGCCCAAGGUGCAACAGCCCUCAUUGACUUCGGCAAUGAAGAUUGGUUCGGCCUGCCGGAUGAUCAGCUCAAAGAGCUCAAAUGGAGGUCAUUCAACUGGCCUAAUCAGCAGACCGCCAGCUUGAAGAUAUGGCACUUCAAUGUACUGGAGCUCACCCAGUUACCUACGCAGCACCCAGAGUUCAUCAUGGCCUCAUAUGUGAAGGCAGAACUUGAGAAAGCGGCACCCCUCCUCAAACGCGCUUCAGUCGUGUUUCGACUCCAAGGUCAUUGGGACUCUCGGGACGAAUGGUACAAAGCCUGCCAGUACCUCCAUGAGAAUGUCUUCAAAGACAAGAGGGUCUGGGCAUCGCUAUGCAAUCGUUACGACUCCGAUGACCCGGAUGAGAACGACAAGGAGGACAAGACUGGUCCUCUCAGGAGGUUGUGGGAGAAGAUGGCGCCGACAUGGCUUCCAGACAUCGCAAAGCCUUGA
Molecule: messenger RNA, 1479 nt
Organism: Alternaria incomplexa
Lineage: Eukaryota; Fungi; Ascomycota; Dothideomycetes; Pleosporales; Pleosporaceae
Exons: 4
Coding region: 1-1479 (492 amino acids)
Source: RefSeq, a predicted model, not a curated record